This is a messenger RNA of Mustela erminea (ermine), 1338 nucleotides long. It is a transcript of the gene NUP43, whose product is annotated as nucleoporin 43. Gene Ontology annotation, molecular function: protein binding. The record is from RefSeq and is a predicted model, not a curated record. The transcript has 8 exons. The coding region runs from base 74 to 1216 and encodes 380 amino acids. Lineage: Eukaryota; Metazoa; Chordata; Mammalia; Carnivora; Mustelidae. Gene Ontology annotation, cellular component: nuclear pore outer ring.
GGACUCCACGGGAAGGGGCGGGGCUCAGAGGCGCGCGCUGUGUUCUGGCUGUACCUGUCUCAGUUGGUUUGCAAUGGAGGAGAUUUAUGCUAAGUUUGUGUCUCAGAAAAUCAGCAAAACCCGCUGGCGACCGGUACCUCCGGGAAGCCUGCAGACCGCGGAUACCUUCGCUGCGGGCUCUUGGGACAAUGAGGAAAAUUAUGUUUCACUGUGGUCUAUUGGAGAUUUUGGGAACUUGGACUCUGAUGGAGGGUUUGAAGGAGACCAUCAGUUAUUGUGUGAUAUCAGACACCAUGGCGAUGUAAUGGAUUUACAGUUUUUUGACCAGGAAAGAAUAGUAGCGGCUUCAUCAACAGGAUGUGUAACAGUUUUCCUUCACCAUCCAAAUAACCAGACUCUGUCAGUCAGCCAGCAGUGGACAGCCGCUCACUACCACACAGGUCCGGGCAGUCCUUCCUGUGGCAGUGCACCAUGCACAGGUGUUGUGUGCAGCAACCCCGAAAUUGUCACCGUUGGAGAAGAUGGUCGGAUAAAUCUCUUCAGAGCCGAUCACAAGGAGGCCGUGAGAACCAUAGACAAUGCAGAUAGCAGUACACUCCAUGCUGUAACCUUCCUUCGAACUCCUGAGAUUCUUACAGUAAAUUCAAUUGGGCAGUUAAAAAUAUGGGAUUUCAGAAAACAAGGAAAUGAGCCCUCUCAGAUAUUAUCACUGACUGGUGACCGAGUACCCCUCCACUGUGUUGAUAGACAUCCCAACCAGCAGCAUGUUGUAGCUACUGGUGGCCAGGACGGAAUGCUGAGUAUUUGGGAUGUUAGACAAGGCACUAUGCCUGUGUCUCUGCUGAAGGCUCAUGAAGCUGAAAUGUGGGAAGUUCACUUUCACCCAUCCAACCCAGAUCAUCUAUUUACUUGUUCUGAGGAUGGAUCCCUCUGGCAUUGGGAUGCCUCCACAGACGUACCUGAAAAAUCAUCACUGUUUAAUCAAGGAGGAAGAAAUAGUACUUUUUUAUCUCACAGCAUUAGUAACCAGGCUAGUGUUCACCAGUCUCUUAUAAGCUCCUGGCUCAGCACUGAUCCCGCAAAAGACCGUAUUGAAAUCACAAGCUUGCUUCCCAGCAGGACCUUGUCUGUGAACAGUUUGGAUGUUUUAGGUCCUUGUCUUGUUUGUGGAACUGAUUCAGAAGCGAUUUAUGUUACUAGACAACUUUUUUCAUGAAAAUACUGUCAUUGCAAGAUUUCAGGUAAAGCAUAUUGUUAGCCUUUCGAAGUAUAAUAAUAAAAAUUAUUGGAAAAUGUGAAAUUUGCAAAGGAAGCUUCAGUAAACCAUUGGUAAUAUCG